This is a messenger RNA of Boleophthalmus pectinirostris (great blue-spotted mudskipper), 2562 nucleotides long. RefSeq names its product RAS-like, estrogen-regulated, growth inhibitor (gene rerg). The record is from RefSeq and is a predicted model, not a curated record. NCBI's taxonomy places the organism in Eukaryota, Metazoa, Chordata, Actinopteri, Gobiiformes, Gobiidae. Gene Ontology annotation, molecular function: GTPase activity; GTP binding. Bases 596 to 1198 code for a protein of 200 amino acids. The transcript has 6 exons.
GCGCACAGCGCGCACAACAACAGCAUCUUCUCCAGCUCCAGCUCUACAUUGCACUGCGCUGUCAGGCAGCGGCGCGCAGUGUAAAGGCGCACGACACGGGUGUGCGAGACGCAUGAGAGGCAGGACUAAUUUGCUAUUAUCAGAUGUGCCACAAGAAUGCGCUGCGUUGCCGCUCUUGCUCUGUGGAGGCAUGCAGCAGCGCGCAGGACCAGUGCCAGUUCAGACUGAGUGCGAGGACUCCCUCUGCUCCACGCCUCCUCGCCGUAUAUCACCACUGUCCGGAGCUCCAGGACUCAUUCAUCCUUCUCAGCCUACUUCGAACCGGGCUCUGUGUCCACCUCCAUCCUGUCGCUCCAUCUCCACGCAGUUGCAGCGCCUCUUUUUGUGAACCAAAGUGAAGGUCAGAACCGUGUUUUUCAGAAGAGGACCCGCCAGUUUUGAUUUUGCCACAGGUUCACGCUCGUCAUAUCAGCCAGUCUUUUACACGGGACUUCACUAUUACUGAUACGGCUUCCUGGGGCAAUGGAUGGGUGACUUUGCUGUGAUCUGAUUGGCUAGUCAGACCUCUGAGUACUUUCUGGUGCAAGUGGCAGUGAUGGCCAAGAGUCCAGAGGUGAAGCUUGCAGUUUUUGGGAGAGCGGGAGUUGGCAAGUCUGCUCUGGUGGUGAGAUUUCUGACCAGGCGCUUCAUCUGGGAGUACGACCCCACCCUCGAGUCCACGUAUCGGCAUCAGGCCAACAUUGACGAUGAGGUGGUUACUAUGGAGAUCCUGGACACAGCAGGACAGGAGGACAUCCAGCAGAAGGAGGGUCACAUGCGCUGGGGGGACGGCUUCAUUCUGGUCUAUGACAUCACAGACCGGGGCAGCUUCGAGGAGGUGGCCCCCAUUCGAACGCUUUUAGAGGAAGUCAAAAAACCCAAGAAUGUCCCGCUGGUUUUAGUGGCCAACAAGUCUGACCUGGACCACAUACGGCAGGUCAGCACGGAGGAGGGCGAGCGGCUGGCCUCGGAGAUGGCAUGUGCAUUUUACGAGUGCUCGGCGUGCGCAGACGUAGGAGGCGCUGUGGCGGAGGCAUUUCACGAGCUCUGCAGAGAAGUGAGGAGACGUAAAGCUGUGCAGGGGAAGGCACGGAGACGCAGCUCAACCACUCACGUCAAACAGGCCAUAAACAAGAUGCUCACCAAGAUCAGCAGCUAGGACUGGGACUGCACACAAGAGACACUGCAGGGUUCCCACUAAACUAAUAUAAGACAUGUACUUCAAAUGUAGGUUUAUUAUUGUACGUGGGUGAUAUGACAUACACAAUCAUAUUAGGAUUUUAUGCUUCUUUACAAUAUAGCUCAGCAGUGACCGCCCACUUACAGGUUCUGGAAGUAAAUUACCAUUUACUUUUCCAUAUUACAAGUUUGAAAGCAUGUGGUAACUAAUAACAAAACCUACAACUACAUUUAAAGUCUGUUUGUGAAACUUUCUAAACCAGUAAUUUAUUGAAACAGCUCUUUUCAACAACCAUGUAAAGGACGAAAGUAGGUAGCUGUCCCAGGUAGCUAUGGUGCCAGAAAUAACUUGAACACUACUAAAGCAUGAAUGAAAAAGAGUGGACCAAAAUAUAUAUUUUAGCUAAUGCACCAGUUAUGUGUGUUAAAGGUUUAAAUUAAUGCAUUAUUAGAUUAUUUAAAAGAAAAAUAUAAAGCUCCAGGGCCUAUUAAGUGUAUUAAUUAAGGAUGGUCCAUGUGUGAUCUGAUACAAUAUGGCUUAUAAUUAAUUAUGGGGCUUUAAUUAAAAAUUUACUUUACAUUAAUUUCCUAGAAGAAGAAGAAUAGAACAAAGUCAAGAACAAAGACCAAAAAAUAAAAAAUACAAUUAUUCAGAUCGUGCAGCACUAAAACAUUUUAUUAAAAAAGGGUAAGGGUAAAAGAUCUUGACAAAGUAAUUGUGAUGUCAAAUGAAUAUUGCCUUACUGUCAAGUUUAAUAAUGGAAACCCUACAUUAUUUCUGUUUUCAGACUGAAUACAGGCUCAUGUCUUGUGGCCCUCAAACAUAAUGUACUGGAUUUGAUUAGCCUGUGCUAUUAUGAGUGCUUCUUUCUUACUCUGUUGAUAGCUGUUCCCUCACAUGAACCCAGGGUGAACACAGAGUGGACUGAACCUCACCGUAAACAUGUUUUUAUAAACUGAACUUCAGAUGAGGACAGUGAACCUGACUCAAGAAGAAAAGACUUGACUCUGAGUUAUUGUUUAUUUAAGGGUAACUGAAGAAGCCUAACAAUAAGCCAAAGUAUUUCAAGUAUCAGAUAUAAUUAAAGGGGCACUAUGUAAUUUUGCUGGUGGAGCUUCAACCACCUGCUCAUCUCAUCUAUCUGUAGGUGACCACCAAAAAGGAAGAGAAAUAAAGCUACUUAGUGCACCUUUAAGUAGCUGUUUUUAAAAUCUUUUUGGAAAUUUAAAUCAUGUUAUAAUGCUGGGGCAACUGUGUGCCAGAGCAAUCAUCUUUUAACAGUUUGCAUAUGACAUCUUGCCACUGUGUUUUUGAGCAAAACACUUCACCCACCUCGCUAAAGC